AAAUUAAUAAUGAAUAGAAAAGAAUGCUUAUGUGAAGGUUAGCAACAUAAACUUAUAAAUAAUUGUAUAAGUUGUGGUCGAAUUGUUUGUUAGUAAGAGGGAGAAGGACCAUGUUUAUUUUGUGGAAAUCCAAUAAUGAAAAAAGGAGAGGUUAUAAUUGAUGAUUCAUAAUUUCCUGAUAUGGAGUCAAAGACAGCUUAUUCGAAAGCUGUAAUGCACAAGGACAAACUAUUAGAUUUUCACAGAAGAGAUGUUCAUCAAUCAAAUAUUAUUGAUGAUUAAGCUGAUUAUUAUUAGAUAGUAGAUGAUGUUUGGUAAAAUGAGGAUAUUCGUUCAUAAGCUGUUAUAAAAUUGAUUUAAUAAGCUGAUGCUGAAUAAACAAAUACAGUAAAGUAAGUUCUUGAUUUGAAAACAAGUAAAAGAAUUUUAUAUAUUAAAAAUAGUGUAGUUUAAAUUGGAGAAGGAAAGUGAUGCAAAAUAGGCAGAUGAAUUUAGAGAUGAAGCUUAAUAGAUGUUAAAGGAUGCUGAAAUAGAAGAGAAGAAGAAGAAGAAUAGUAAGACCUCACAUCUUGCAGAUAAUUAAGAUUAUUAAAAAUUAUACAAUGAAAUAAUAACAAAUUUAAAUGAGGGAAAUAAAAAAGAAUCAAAGAAAUAGAGUAAAAAAUAAAAUAAGAAUGAUCAUAAUAAUCAUGGAUAAUUUAAACCUACUAGUUGUCGAAUUUAAUUUAAUGAUGAGUACUUUUAGGAUUUUUAGAAGGAGCUUCUGAAAGUAGUAAAUUAGGAAGAAAAAUAAGAUUUAUAUGAUGAAUAAUUUUUUAGAGUUGAAGAUGGUAUUGGAUGUUUGUCAAUGCAUUAACCAUGGGCAUAGUUGGUAGUUGAAGGGUUCAAGAGAAUAGAAGGUAGAAUGUGGGGAACCAAUUAUAAAGGACCUUUGUGGAUUCAUGCAGGAGCUAAAUAGCCAGAAGCAGAAUUGAUAUCAGCAAUAGAACAUCAAUAUUCUUAAUUAUAUGGAAAUUUAGAAAAUGUGCCAGCAUUUCCAGCACGUUAUCCAACUGGAGUAUUAAUUGGAGUAGUAGAUAUGGUUGGAUAUGUUAGGGCAAGUGAAUAUAAUAAGAUUGUGCCAAAAGAGAAAUAAGAAGAGGGAGAAACUGAAUUUAAAUUUGUUUUUAGAAACCCAAGAAAAUUGUUGAUACCUAUUUAAAUGAGAGGAUCUAACAACAUUUUUAAAUUAGAUGACGAUGUCUUAAAAAUAGCAAUCAAAUAAUUGGAAAAAGUACCAGUUAAAUGGGGUCCAUACUUAGUUGAUCCAAAGGAUGUAGCAAAAGAAGUAGUUGGAGAAAAGUAAGUAGAUGACACUAUGUCAAAGAUCUAAGAAUAAUUUGUGAUAAACAAUAUUAGUGAGAUUCAAGAGAAAACUGUCAAUACAAGUGGAAUUCAAGAAAAACUUGGAAAUAUGAGUGGGAUUCAGGAGAAAUCGAUAAAUGAAUCAUUAAAGAAUGAAAAAUCAAUUUAACAAGAAAAACGAUAUCAGUAGGUUUAAUCUUUUGAGAGUUCCUUCGAAAAGUAAUUGGAAUGGGGAAUCCUCAUUAAGGAUGUUUUGAAGAGAGAUUAACUAAUUAGAAUAGCCAAUUUCUUAUAGACAAAGAUCAAGAAAUAAAAUAAUUAAAAGGGACCUUUGAAAUAGUCAUUUGAGGCCAAAAAGUAAUUGCCUUGUCAUGACAUUGUAACUAAUGUGAUUUCAAAUAUCACUGGAAAUGAAUAAAUAUAUGAUAAUUGCACUGUUCAUUUCUUCAAAAUAGGAGAUAAGAAGGUAAUCAUUCAAAAUGCAACUGCAUUAAUGGUAAUUGGUUAAAGUAUGGAGUUUAUGGCCAAUAAUCAGAUGAUUCAAUUGUAGUAGGGGAAAGUACUUUUAAUAGAGGAUGGAUUCAGUUUGAAUGGGUCAUUUAAUAGUGAUUAACAAGACGAUAAUGUUCUUAAAGACAUUAGUUAAGAUUAUGUGUUUAAAACCUGGUUGAUAUAAUUAUAAUAAUGAUAAAAAUUGCACCUUCUAUAUUGACAUGUGAUUUUUCGAUUUUCUAUGAGGAGUGUGACAAAUUAUUAA
This is a messenger RNA of Paramecium sonneborni, 2101 nucleotides long. The record is from the annotation of a GenBank genome assembly. Lineage: Eukaryota; Ciliophora; Oligohymenophorea; Peniculida; Parameciidae.